GUCGUGCGUCGAACCACCGAUAGAGAACGACUUACGUCACCACUUCCACAACAACAAGAAGCUGAAAAACAAGGAAGUGAAUGAUUGUGAAGCCGUAACCUGUUCUAAGGCCGUAACAAGAUACGCGGAGCUCGACUUAAUCAGAAAUUUCUCUGUCUUCAGAUCAUCCACAACCAUGAACAACAAAGGUAUUUCUCCGCGGCCGUUUUCGGACAUUAGUCAGCUGUUCGCUAAUUCGACCCUGACGGUAGAAGUAGAAACGAGGAGCUGGUCGUUAUGGCCAUCUGAGCGGACAUGACAAUAAAAAAACACGGACUUUGUCUGUGGUACGCACACGCUAAGCUGUGCUAUGUCGGUUAAAACCAAACACUACAGCUGUUAUCAUCGAAAACAUGGAUUUAUUAUCAGAUUAUAAGACUAACCGUGGUUGUGCGGGUCACAUAGUUGAGUUAGCUUAAAACAGAGCUGACAUGUUUUCACUGUUUUGGUUUUCGAGCAUCGGAAUGAAUCUGUGUCACUCAUUUUAACAUCAGCGAGGCACUUUCGAGUUUACGUGGAAAAUGAAACUAGGUCUACAUGUAACCAACAACGACUGUUUAUAUAAGAUCUUACAUAUAAACCUAAUAUCACAUCUUUUGUUGCUAUGUUAAAGGCCGCACACGUUUGAUGUAAAAUUACAAAAUAUUUACUAAAAACUGUACCGAGUUAUUUUUUUCCUGUUUGUUGGAUUUUCUCCCUUAGAUGUGAACACGCAGCUCAAAGUGUUUAUCUUAAGCUCUCCUUACCUGAGGCAAUGCCUUUAAGGGUUUUUUUUGUUUGUCCGACAAGAAUACAAAGAAUGUAUUUCAAUGGGAGGGAGCAGAGGUGGAAAAGUGUUUACAAUUACUCCUGUUACUGUCAUUUAAGAGCUCAUAUAUGUGCUUUUAUUUACUUAAAAGUGUGAGUUGAGUGUUUACUGUGGGAAAGGAUCACCUCACUACAUUUUACACAGUAUUAGUCACUGAGUAAAAAAUGCAAAAACACAAAACAUACAAAUUUUGCAUUAAGUGCCAUUAAAGUAAAUGUACUUUUGCUUAUUUAUAUAUUUUGCGUAUUCCUUCCAUUCCUAGGAAGGAGAAUCUGGAGAAUAUUUGCGUUUUUUUUCCCCUCAAAAUCUCAAUAAUCAAUAUAAAAAUUUAUUGAUUAAAUUGUUUAUUUGAUGUGGACAUCACAAUUACAUUGGACAAACCAGAUGCAUUGUGUUUUAGCCAUAGACUGUAUAUACUAUGGACAACUUGAUUCCACCUCCCCCCUGUAUACGUAUUUGAAGCCAAAAAGCUCUCAGUAUUUCCAGGAUAUUUUUCAUUUCCUGCGCAGUAGCGUUGUGCGCAUUCGGCGGGAGAGUCGCCGAGAGUCGCUGUGAUGACGCUCGGCUCAAACAGUGUAUCCCCUGGGUGAGCUACGCAAUCCCUGAACGCCAAUAGGCUGUAUCAGGUGUCUAUCAUAGAAAACAUGAAACCCCGAAUAACUUUUAAAAACUGAGCUUCACAGAAAAAAGAGGACUUGAGCACAAGCUAGUCUGACAGUAACUAAAUGUCAACAUCACAAGCAGGGAGGAGAAAAAGUUAUAAUCUGUGUAAUAAAUUUCUAAAGUUUGUCCACAGCUCCAUAAGCUUUGCUGGCGGAGGCGGGAUUUAUGACCUAUACUGCAGCCCGUCACCAGAGGGUGCUGUUCUCGGAGUGGCUUCACCUAGCGCAGAGGCAGACGGCGUCCAUUUUACAUACAGUCUAUUUUUGAAGUAAUAAAAGUAAUAUUAAAAAAGUAAAAAAUUUUAUUAAAAUAAAAGGGAACAGUGGUGACAUAUUAUUAUUUAGAAAUUAAAAAAAAAACAGUUUAAGAGUACUAAAAUUCAUAAAAUUUUCAAAGGUAAAAAGGUUGUGUUUUCUUGAAAUGCGGCAGUGAUGCCAUCUCAUUGGUUUCUGGUCCAGUUAUACAACUGUGUCAUUUUAAUAUCAACCAGUUAUUUAAGCUUUUAUUUGUAUUAAUGGCUCAAUGUUUUUUCUGGUGUUUUCAGUAUUUAAAUUCCAGAUCUGAAACAGACAUACAUUCUUUUGUUUUAUUUAUGUUUUCCACUGAUAAAAAGUACUCUCCGGUGGUUUACUCAAAGUCUCAGCUAUUCUUUCUGUGAUCUAAAGCUGGAUUUCCCACCAUAAAGGAUGAAUUUAUCACAUCAUCUUAGGAUAAUAAAGCUUACUUAUUCAAAAAUAAACAGAUAAAUUACUGACAAUUUAAGAAAAAUAACUGUCUGGUGGCUGCUGCUGUUUCCCACUCUGAGACAAGAUAAGUCUGUUUCUAUGUUUCUUCUUUGCUUUGGCAACGACUUAGAUACAAGUUAUGAUCCUCGGACGUUAAGCUGAGAUCACGAGUGGAAUUAAUGUACAAAAAGUCCAAGAGCAUCAGUCUUAUAUUGGAAAGUGAAGCAUAAACUUUGCUGUACAGUUUUAUUAUAGCAGAAUAAGGUUAACUGAUGUCCUUAAAAGGGCAUUUUUCCUUGUUCUUAUCUAAACGGGUAGCUAAAGUAUAACUAACAGGCUGUUCCAAUCAGAAGUCCCUGGAUUGGAAACUCUCUCUCACCCAGGAAGCAAAGCUGGAUGUGUUCUCUCAAUAUAUACCUACAUAUUUUAAGAUUAAAACCUGAAACAUCUCAUCUUUUUCUUUCUCUUUGGUCCUUGUGCUCUGCUUUUGACACUAAACCAAAACAGUGCACUUAAAGUCACUCACUCACUCACUCACUCAGCUAGAGGUUUCCAUGUCAGUCAGUGCUCCAACUCAAGAGUAAAAUGUUGUUUUGCAGGUUCAUAUCCACAGCAGGCUGUGUACCCUCAGCAGAGCUCUGCACCUGUAUACCCUCCUGCUAUGCAAAUGUCUCCUCAGGCACCUCCCUACACAGACACACCACCUGCAUAUUCUGAGGUAACUAUUACAGAUGUCUUACAUAAUUACAUCAUGAGUGCUCUCUGUGAUAAACAGUUAACAUCCCUCUUAUGUCAUGUCUCUGUGUGUGUCUGUACAGAUAUACCAGCCCAGAUAUGUGCUUCCAGCUCAGGUGCCUGGUCAGUUGCCUCAGAUGUCCUCUCACUACCCUGGUGCUCAGAUGUUCAUGCCCAUGCAGCCACACAUGCCUGUUGGGCAUGUGGGCCAGAAUGUCCCCAUGGCUUACUACCCCAUGGGAGCCGUCUACCCGCCUGGUUCAACAGUGAUGGUGGAAGGUGGCUUUGAUGCAGGUGCUCGCUUUAGUGCAGGCAGCAGCGUUUCCAUCCCAGUGAGUAUCCACACAGUUCACUCACCCAAGCCAAAGUACUCUAAAACACAAAGAGAUGAUGAAGAGUUAAUUUUUCAUCACUUGUUUUCCACUGGUUAGUUGUUAUCUUUGUUUUAAAAAUGCUUAAAGCAGUGGUUCUCAACUGGUCUCACUGCGGGACCCACAUUUUCCCAUGGUCCUUCAGUCGCGACCCACUUAUAAAAUUCAAACCAAGCGAAUGUAUUUUUUGUCAACAAAAACCUUCAAAGUCUCAAAUGUUAGGCAUAAAUACACCCAUUUUAUUGAGUAAAGUGCAUUUUAGAGCACAUGAACUAAAGACGACAACUACUGAAGUUGCAUAUACAGAAAAUAUCAAAUUGCACAAAACAAAGACCAAAAAAGACCAUUUAUUUUCACUGCAUUCAGGCCACAUUCAUAAGGAACCGAGGAGGACCACGAUAUAAUGCCUGCCUUUUAAAAUAACCUAUUUUUCAAAAUAAAAGACAUGUGUCCACGUGUCCGCGACCCACUUUUGGGUCAGGACCCACCAGUUGAGAACCACUGGCUUAAAAGGUAAAAUAUAUAUAUAUAUAUAUGUAUUUUUAUAACCCCAAAAUUCUGACAAUUUGGAUGCAAAGUCCUCCUUUAAAAAUCCAGUCAUGAUUGGCGUCUUGCCCUGGAAAUAUUUGUCCCCUGUAGUCUUCUUAGCAACAUUAUGUAGAACAUUUCACUUAGUUGGUACUUAAAAUUCUGACUUUUGAGAUCCUUAAACAGGUAAAUAAAUGCCGCCAGUAUGUUUGAGUGUGCCUAAGCCACUUCGGUCAAAGGAGACCGGACGCGCCCCUGGAAUGAAGUCGUAAAGUCCAGCUUAAAGGUGAUCACUUUUUGUGCUUCUUGUCUCCCCUCUUUCUAGCCCCCACCCCCUGGACACCCCCCAAACGCAGCUCAGCUGGCUGCCAUGCAGAAUGCUAACGUUGUAAUGUCACAGCGCAAGAACAACUUCUUCCUGGGCGGAUCCAGUGGAGGUUAUACCAUCUGGUAACAGCAAGUCUUCAACUCCUCCCUAACGCCUCAACCGUGUCCCCAUCCCAAACAAAGCCCCAGUUCUUCCCCCUCCCAUACGCCUCCUUCUUCAGGCUGCUUGGCCAUGCCACAAUACUGAUUUCACCUAACGGAAUGUAAUAUUUUAGCGCCCUAGUGAAAGGUACAGUACUCCACUUCUCACCUAGAGAUCAAACGGCGAACGCCAAUGUCUGGAGAGGACGAAUUUGAACUUUUAGAUGUUGUAGAAAUCAUUCCAAAUUCCUUAUUGGGUCUAACCUCUUUGGUCAUUCCAGACUGAACCUCUCCCAGGCAUCCGUGUUUUCUUUCUGGAGACUAGGUCUUCUUCGAUCCACUGGAUCACCAAUUACACUGAGAUGUUCUUGUAUACCUGUAAAGUUACAUAACUGAGAUGUUGAAAUGUCAGACCCGCAUCCUGUAGUUUAGCUGCUUUAUAGUGAAAGUGAAAUGCAGUUACAAAGUCGCAGUGAAAGCGCAGAAAACAAUAAACCUUCACUUGUCUUUUUUUGGAAACUUUUAGAGUAGUUAAAUUAAUAGAUAUGUUUUAGUUUCAUGUAAAUACAAGUAUGAGAAAGUACGUCUCAAAUAUACAGAAGUAAAAAAAAAGAAGAAAAGCAUCCUGGAUGCGUUUAGCUAGAACUGUCUUGUCCUUUGCACAGAAUCCAAAAAAAGACUACAUCAAAUUCCUUGCACAGUGACAGUUCUGAUCUGACGGAGCGUCACGUUGAAAUCACUUGUAAAUGAAAUCAAAUUAAAGCAAAUAAUUCAAGAAAAGAUUUCAUGCAAUAUCCAAAGUGGUUUACUGUACCUUGGUGGGCAACUUGUAGUUGAACAUAGUCAAGUGCCAAAGAGCACUGGGGAUAGCCCGAAUUAAAGCAAAAUAACUUCAGUAAACUUAAAGGAAAGAAAUUUAAAGUAAAUCCAAAUAGUAAGUUGAGUGGGAAGGGGUGGUUGGUGUAACAUUAUAGCUUUUUUUUUCAUUUCCUGUUUCUAUUUCACAGUCGGAUACCCAGAGUUUAUACACUAAAUGUUUUAUCGACCAGUCUACCUUCGUUUGUCUUUUCACUUAGUAUCUUUGGGUUUCAUCGAACCAACUUUUUUGAAGUAUUUAUUAGCUUUAGAAACUGUCAACUUUGUGCUAGCAUGAGUUUGUAGUCCGAGACUGAAGAUACUUUAUUAAAUACUCCCUUUUUUCUUUUUUCUUUUCCGUGACUUUUCCACAUUUCAGUGGUUUACGUGAGUAGUUUGGCUUAGUAUAACCAAUGAGCUGGUUGUACCAAAGAUUUGGUCUACAAUGCACUUACGUUUGGUUGUGACUUGAAAUUUAAAAGUGUCACAAUUUAAAAGCAAACAUAUCAUCAAACCAGCGGCUCUGAGGGUGUCGGUGUCCGGGCCUUCGCUCUGUCAGGGCCGCGCUUGUUAGUCAAUGUGUUGAUGUCACUUUAUGUGGGUUAAUCACAUCUUUAAGUUUAAUAAUUUUGCACCUUUUUGCGAUGUACAAAUUUGAUGAAUCACUUUUUAUCUGAGAUGCACUGCUAAGCAAAUGUGAGUGGUUGCACACGAGAGGGGGGCUGCUCUCUCGUUUGGUUCCGUAGCUCUGUUUUCAUGACUUUUUUAGACAAAGCUGUGAGAUUUUUGAACAUUUUUAGAUUCAUCCAAGUCGAGACGCGUCGUGUCGUUCUGGAGCCUGAAUGUGUUUGCAACGAUGGCGAAUAUCACUGUUGAUUUCAAGGCAAAAGAAACUUGCUUCGAACCAUGACUUCGCUUGUUAUCUUCAAACUUUGAGGCAGAAUCCAAACUCUGGUGAGUCCGGAUUGAUAACAUCUACUUCUAAUUCUCGAUCUUUUCAUUUCGGUGUCUGAUAGCGCUGACGUUUCACUGGGUAUCCGACACACCACAUCAAGUUUUAACAGCUGUGGCCGACUGAAAGCAAAUGGUGUCGCCGCCAAACUCGAUUGAGUGUUUUCAGUGUUAUUUUAAAGAUGAUUAAUGUGAAAAAUGGGCUUCUUUCAUUUCUCAGCCUCAUGCAGAAAAUCAGGACUGACGCGUCUCUGAAGGGUUUUCAAAAUGGCUCAAUGUUCAUUUAAUAUCUCUCACGCUGUCGUUUUAUAGAGGGCCACAGCUAUCAAAGCUUCCACACAAUGACUCAAACACCUUUUUUUUUUCGUUUUCCAUCUCUGCUCUGAUUGUUCGUAAAGCAGCAUCAUGGUGGCUUUGUCCCAGCAAUAUGAAGUACUGUAUAACUCCAGCUGACCAGUAGAUGCUAUGCCAACCACAGCCAGCAAAUGGAUCUCUCUUUGUUGAAGGAUAAUGGACAUUUAUAGUUCAGGGAUUCUCUUUACAAUAUUUUGUAAAAAAUAGAUGUAUGUACUAAAGUGAUGUGAUAGACUUUGGUACACAUUCUAUCUUUUAAGAUUACUAAAGGGGAAGAGUGUCAAAGAUGGAAUACUUUGAAAAAAGAACUUAGGUGCACUUAACUUUUUUAUACUAAACUUAAAAUUUAAAAUGUAAGUUUAGAAUAAAGGUUAUUUUGGAAAUUUGAAACGCUGUGUGUCUGAUUCUUUGUAUUCCCAGUCUAUGUACAAGAACAUGUAAUUUUGGUUGUUGUCAUGUUGUGAUUAAAGCUUACAUGUUGUAUCUUUCUGACUAGACUGUAUCAAAGGUA
Messenger RNA from Xyrichtys novacula (pearly razorfish), 7008 nucleotides. The record is from the annotation of a GenBank genome assembly. NCBI's taxonomy places the organism in Eukaryota, Metazoa, Chordata, Actinopteri, Labriformes, Labridae.